AUGCCUGACCCUCCGGUCUUUGACCGUGAAACUACUCUGGCUGCCAUUCCCCUCCUUGCUGUUGCCGCCUACAAUUCCGUUGAGCUAUUCUACUGGAUCUUCAGCUUCUUCAGACGCUACCAUGGCUGUUACUUUUGGAGCCUCUUAGUGACCGCAUGGGGGAUCAUCGUAUUCGUCACAGCCGUGUUUACGGGGGUUACCACAAGACACGCCUUGGAGCCCUUCUCCCGCAAAUACGGGCACUUUGUUAUAGCCUGCUUGUGCGCACGCGAACUGCUCUUAUCAGGCGUCUAUCUCUGGGUUGCAUUCCGAAACCUCAAGCCUGUUCUGGACGCCAAAGGCCAGGAGGGCCGCCGAGUGAAACGCGAACUAAUGAUCAUCAACAUUUUUGUACUCAUCUCGGCCGCCUGUCUUCUGGCCCUGGAUAAUACAAAUCAUGAAACAAUCAAACAGGGUUACGGCUCCAUGGCGACAAGUGUUAAGCUGAAGAUGGAAUUUGCCGUUCUCAAUAAAUUGGUUAAAUUAGUUCAGAGCCCAUUGCCUCUCAACCAUAGGAUACCCUUGAUUCUCGCCUGUGAUGUCCAUAGUCGCGAUUCUGCUACCGAUGACCUGUGCUUCUUAUGUCGUCGCAUCGAUUUUGAAUACGUUGGCUUCCACGAUUCUCCUGAAUACUCUAGUAACCACUACUUCUUUCAAAGAGAAUUUCCUACUUUGCUGAGUAGCUCAAAGAGCUGUGUUUUCUGCAGGAAGCUCAUCAGUAUUAUCACGGAUUGGUUUGCAGCGAAUCCAGGAGCACAUUCGGAUCGGAUCCGGGUCAGCUGCUCCAUUCCACGGCUUGGUGCUGAUAAUGAAAUUGGACAACCGCAACACUUAACAUUCUUCUUGCAGAGAUAUGAAGGACCGUCUGAAGAUGCAAGCCAGAACUCAGAUUCGGACGUUGCCGUUUCUCCCAAAUUGCAGCCAUACACAGGACGCCAAAGGCCCCUAGUGGCAGAUUUGGCGCUCUUCAAGCGAUGGAAAGAGACGUGCCAGGAGAUACACGGGGCAAAAUGUUCUCAGAUCUUCAAAGGGACCCCGAAUAUCCGACCGCGAGUCAUCGACGUGGAGCGCAGGUGCUUAACCUUGGCCGAGGAAAAUGAUCAAUGGGUCUGUUUAAGCUAUGUCUGGGGAAGGGCGAAGACCCUGCGUCUCCUGAAGGAGAAUAUCCAGGCCUUCUCACAGCCAGGCUCGCUUUCCCCAGAUGUUCUUCCUAACAUUACCGAGGAUGCUUUGCAGGUUACCAAGGGACUUGGGGAGCGGUAUCUCUGGGUCGACAGCCUUUGCAUAGUACAGGAUGAUGAUCAAGACAAAGCCAAGUUUAUUUCACGUAUGGACUCGAUCUACACAUUAGCGACAGUCGUUAUUAUCUCCUCAACCUGCACGGAUGCCAACACGCCCCUUCCUGGAGUUAAACCUGGCUCGCGAUAUCAGCAGCAAGAGCCCUUUAAAAUUCGGGAUGUUACAUUAGUACAAUCUCUCGACCCCUCGCUCGGCGUUAAAGUCGAUCUUCGCACAAGCCGUGCGGCAGGGUAUCUAGGAGAGACUAUCUGGGACACGCGAGCCUGGACGUUACAAGAGAGGUUUCUCGCAUCCCGGUCUCUUGUUUUCACAGGUGAACAAGUCUUCUGGGAAUGUGAAGAGGCGUUCUGGUGCGAAGACAGCUUCCGUGAGAUCCCAAACAUAUCCCCCGAUCCGCAUCGAACAAGCUUGUGUGCAGGCGAGCUGAACCUCUCGUGGAACUCUGAUAUCGUUACCUUUGACCAUUUCUAUCGCGUCCUCCUUGAGGAUUACUCCGGUCGGGCAUUAUCAUUCGAUAGCGAUGGAUUGAAUGCUUUCCUCGGUAUUAUUGGAGCUUUGGAACGGUCUAUCGGCGAGACCUUUUUCUGGGGUAUGCCCACAGCCUUCCUUGAAUCUGCCCUUGCCUGGGGUCAUCGAAGUCAUGCAUUGAGAAGGAGGCACGGUGUGCAGGCUUUAUCCCAAGCUCAGAGCCAGUUUCCCAGUUGGUCAUGGGUUGGCUGGACAAGCGAUGGACAGACUAAACUGGCGAAUCAAAACUUGACUAUGGAGGCUCUGGGUCUUAGAUUCUAUCGUGUUUCCGAAGACGGGUCUACAAUGAUAGAAAUGAGACAGAAUGCUAAAUUCAACAACGAAGUCGAUCUACUCGUCGAAGGCUCCAGGAUCUCAGAUCGCUCAUCUAGACCUCACAAUGUCUCUAUGGCAGACCUCCCUACUAAUCCAUCAAUCAGCCUUUCAUCACUCCUCUGUUUCUGGUCCGCAUCCGCUCGUCUCACCGUGACAAGCCGCCACUCAGCGGUUGAUACAUCCGAAGAUCCCGAUGCAUCUACCUGGGAAGCUACUCUGUCCCAAGGGUCUGAUAGCAUCAUCCAAGUAUCCUGGUCCCAUAUCGCGCAAUCGCUGAAGCCAGGCGAUACUGUUGAGCUUGUUGCCGUCGCCCAAAAUAGAGGUAGCUGGGAUGCCGGCCACAUUGACAACGGAGCUAUAGGAGUUAUGCUUAUCUCUUGGGAUUCAAAUGGUGGCAUGGCCACACGAGAAGGGUUUGCGUGGAUUGCCAUUCGGGACUGGACUUCGUUGAGGGACCGGGAGUGGAAGUUGAUUGUGUUAGGGUAGAGUGGCUUUAGCUAUUGUGUUAUUU
Aspergillus caelatus is the source of this 2692-nucleotide messenger RNA. RefSeq names its product HET domain-containing protein. The transcript is spliced from 6 exons. The record is from RefSeq and is a predicted model, not a curated record. NCBI's taxonomy places the organism in Eukaryota, Fungi, Ascomycota, Eurotiomycetes, Eurotiales, Aspergillaceae. Bases 1 to 2667 code for a protein of 888 amino acids.